AUGGUCCCUUUGACAAAAGGGGUGUGGGACUGGCAUGCAGCGACAUGGGCAGCCGUCACAGGGGAGGCCGCGCCGCCUCGCAGCACGGACCUGCUGCUGGCAGAUGACACCAGGGUGAAGGCUCUCCUGGCCGACUGGCGACUUGCCACCGCCAACAUUCGGCUGUCACCGGGCGUGCUCAGCGACUGGCUCCGGGGACGCGAUCCCACUUUCAGCCGGGAGGAGUUCACAGCGCGCUGGUGCCACCGCGGAGUCCUCUGCACGGUGGACGCCCUGCCGGACGCACAGCCAGUCAUCCGCUGGAGCGCACAGCACCCAAAGAAGUGGCAAGUGGUGCACGCUUCCCAUCUGGACCGGCGGCAGCGCGUGACAGCGUGGAGGCUGCUGCAUGGCCAGCUCUUCGUCGGCGGCUUCGCGCGUCACGUCCACCGCGCCGAUCCCGCCGGUCACGUUUGCCCGCAUCCGAGCUGUGCAGGUCAGCUGGCCACACUCACCCAUGUCUUCAUCAUCUGCCCUCUCGCCGCCGGGGUGUGGGACUGGUUCGCAGCGACAUGGGCCGCGGUGACCGGAGACGACGCGCCACCGCGCAGCGCCGACCUUCUUCUCGCCGAUGACACCAGGAUCUGGGGACCGCCGCGGCAGCUCAGGCAGCUCUGGGAUCGCCUGAGGCUCGCUACAAUCUGUCAGCUGUGGGCAGCAUAUCAGCGCGGCCGCCACCAGCCAGAUGCGGCGGCGAUCACCCCCGGAGCGGUUGCGGCUCGCAUCCUGUCUUCCUGCAAGAAGGCCCUGCUUGCCGAUUGGCGGCUCGCGACCGUCAACGUCCGGCAGACAGCAGGUGUGCUCAGCGACUGGCUUCGCGGACGCGACCCGAUGAUCACCAGGGAGCAGUUUGCGGCGCGAUGGUGCCACCGCGCGGUCCUCUGCGCGCUGGAGGAGCUGCCGGGCGCGCAACCAGUCAUCCACUGGAGUGCCCAGCAUCCCGUGCCGCUUCCAGCGUGA
Coccomyxa subellipsoidea C-169 is the source of this 999-nucleotide messenger RNA. RefSeq lists its product as hypothetical. The coding region runs from base 1 to 999 and encodes 332 amino acids. Lineage: Eukaryota; Viridiplantae; Chlorophyta; Trebouxiophyceae; Coccomyxaceae. The record is from RefSeq and is a predicted model, not a curated record. The transcript has 4 exons.